AUGCUUCAUUCAGCUGUUCGGGUAUUACACCCGUUCCUUAUGUUAAUCUCACGGGUUCAUUUCUUCGUUGUUCAUCUCAUAUUCGAAUUCAUUCACCUAUUCACAUCACGAAUUUACGUUACUAAACCAACGGAUAGCUUGUUGAUGAUCAGUGCCACCCAAGCUGUACAGAAAAUUAUUAACCGUGAGAUUUCCUCACAAGAACUUGUUGAAGCCUACAUUCAUAGGAUAGAACAGGUAAACCCUAUCAUAAAUGCCGUGGUGGUGAAGAAUUUCGAUGAAGCUCGAGCGAAAGCAAGAGAAGUGGAUGCUCUCCUCGUCGAUGCGACCGAUAAUGAGCUGGAUGAGCUAAUCAACUCGAAACCUCUUCUUGGCGUGCCAUUCACAAUGAAGGACGCGAUGAUGGUGAAUGGCCAUGUUAUUACUUGUGGUAUAUUUAAUCAUAGAGACGACCGCUGUCAACAGACAGCCGAAGUAGUGGAGAGAAUGUGCGCUGCCGGGGGUAUUUUGUUGGCCAUCUCGAAUGUUCCGGAAGUGUGCAUGUGGGUGGAGACAUCCAAUACGAUCUAUGGACGUACUUCAAAUCCAUAUGAUGCUCGCCGAAUGGCUGGUGGAAGCAGUGGAGGCGAGGGAGCCUUGCUUGGUGCCGCUGCCAGUGUGAUUGGAAUCGGAAGCGAUAUUGGAGGUUCCAUUCGUAUGCCUGCGUUUUUCAAUGGAGUUUUCGGCAUGAAAACGACACCAGGUAUUCUUAAUUGA
Messenger RNA from Cooperia oncophora, 756 nucleotides. Lineage: Eukaryota; Metazoa; Nematoda; Chromadorea; Rhabditida; Trichostrongylidae. The record is from the annotation of a GenBank genome assembly.